Messenger RNA from Mercurialis annua (annual mercury), 771 nucleotides. RefSeq lists its product as uncharacterized. Bases 145 to 570 code for a protein of 141 amino acids. Lineage: Eukaryota; Viridiplantae; Streptophyta; Magnoliopsida; Malpighiales; Euphorbiaceae. The transcript has a single exon. The record is from RefSeq and is a predicted model, not a curated record.
GGUCGAGCCCAGCAGCACCGCACAAACAAAUAUAAAAGAAAAAGGAAUAAGCCAGGCUGUGGUAGAGCUGUGAACACUACAUUAUAGUGAUCAAACUCAAAUGCUCUCUUAAACAGAAGUUGCAAAUUAAUUAGCAGACAGAGAAUGAGCUCUAUUAUGCAGAGCUUUCAAAAGAGAACUCUCCCAGUUUCGCACUCAAAUGCGGAAGCUGCAAGCCUACGCAGAAGGCUAUCCUCUCUGUCCCUCAAAAUUCAGCGACCCAUAGGCAGAUCCAAAUCAAUGGGAGAUGCUGCAGAAGUUAGUUCGUUGAGGAAAUGGUGGGACUGGGGCUGCUCUUGGAUUCUUUCAAGAAAACCAGUUUUCGCCCAAGAUCUCGAAAUGAACGAAGAAGAAACCGCGAUUCUUGGUUGCCAUAGCAAAGGGAGCUGGAGACAUGUGUUCUACAAGGUGAGAUCCGAGUUCAAAAAGAUUGUCGGAUCUCACAAAGUUGGCCUUCCCCAAACUUGCAGGUACGAUUCGUUCAGUUACUCCAAGAAUUUCGACGAUGGAACCAGCAAGAUUCAAGAUUGAUCAUUAUUAUUAUUAUUAGCUGAAUUCUUUCAAAUGUUUUUGGGCAUUCUUGAUUUGUUAAUGGUGGACUGUAAUUACAUAUAUACACUGUCAUUGCUCUGUUUAAUAUAUAUAUGUCAUGGUGGAUUGGUGCCAAUCAUACAGCAACUGUACUACUUUAUUUGUUGAUCAAAUCAAAUCAUGUUUGAAGGCAUUGUUUAA